Messenger RNA from Ricinus communis (castor bean), 2636 nucleotides. RefSeq names its product DEAD-box ATP-dependent RNA helicase 52C. The record is from RefSeq and is a predicted model, not a curated record. Gene Ontology annotation, molecular function: RNA binding; ATP binding; RNA helicase activity. The transcript is spliced from 6 exons. NCBI's taxonomy places the organism in Eukaryota, Viridiplantae, Streptophyta, Magnoliopsida, Malpighiales, Euphorbiaceae. The coding region runs from base 480 to 2417 and encodes 645 amino acids. Gene Ontology annotation, cellular component: nucleus.
GAAGGGUAAUUUCGUAUCGGAAAAGAGAGACAGAAGUUUAUGCACGCGAAACGAAUGACGUUGGUGCGAAAGGAAAAAAUUAAAAAUACAAAAUUUGCCAUUCUCUGGCAUAAAUCUCCACUGCUAUUGGAAAAUGGCAAUUUUCUUUUGCCUCCUUCUUCCUCUCUCUGUCUCUGUAUUAAUCUCCAUUCUUGAAAAUGGUGUUGUUGAGUUGUGAUUGACGCUCCUACUACUACUACUCCUGCUACUAUUACUAGGAUUUUUGCAGCUUUUUUCUAGAAAACUAGCCCGUUUCCCUACGCUUUCUACAUACACUAAUUACUUUUAUUUGUACGUUCAAACUCCACUAUCAUCUCUCUCUCUCUCGAUACAUAUAUAUAUAUACAAACGCAUACAUAUACAUAUACAUAUAUAUAAUAUAUUAUAUUUAUAUAUAAUUUUUGCUUGCAUUUUUUGUUAUCAUCAUCAUCCUCCUCAUCAUGAGUUGGGCUAAUAUGGGACCUGAAUCAACGCGUAAACCACCAAUUCGUCCAACACGGCAAUCCUACGUCCCUCCUCCCUUUAGAAACACCACCGCCGCUGCAUUUGCUAACCCUAACGACUCGGGUCAUUACGAAAACGGGUAUGGUUUUCCUCAUUCUUCUUUUCCUUCACCCCGUCAACCCUGUUCAUCUCGCCGUGGUGGUGGUGGACAUGGCCGUGGCCGUGGCCGUGGCCGUGGACGUGGGCGUUCUCAAUCGCAGAUGAAGACUUACUACCAAAACCCAUAUGAUAAUCUAAGUGAAAGAUUCGAUGAGCUAGAAGUAAUAGAAGAUGACAACGUUAACUGUGUUAUAAACUUUGAUGCGUAUGAGGAUAUACCAGUGAAAGUCAGUGGCUCUGACGUACCAAAACCAGCGAAGGCGUUUAGUGAGAUUGAUUUAGGAAAGGGUUUAAACGAGAAUAUAAGGAGGUGUAAGUAUGUUAAACCAACACCUAUUCAAAAGUACGCCUUACCCAUUGCUCUUUCUGGUCGUGACUUAAUGGCUUGUGCUCAAACUGGCUCUGGUAAAACUGCUGCCUUUUGUUUUCCUAUUAUUUCUCUGAUUCUGAAACAAAACCAACCGAUCGUCGGGUCGGGUCGUGGUGAUGGUGGGACCCAUACUGCUUCCCCUUCUGCUCUCAUUUUAUCUCCUACCAGAGAGUUGUCUUGCCAGAUUCACGAGGAGGCACAGAAAUUUGCUUAUAAUACUGGUGUAAAGAUUGUGGUUGCAUAUGGGGGAGCUCCCAUAGUACACCAGUUUCGCAAUUUGGAGAAGGGUGUUGACAUAUUAGUUGCAACUCCUGGUCGCUUAGUUGACAUGAUUGAGAGAGGAAGAGUCUCUCUUGGAAUGGUGAAGUAUUUGGCCUUGGACGAAGCUGAUAGGAUGCUUGAUAUGGGAUUUGAACCUCAGAUUAGGAAGAUUGUUCAGCAAAUGGACAUGCCUCCACCAGGUGAAAGGCAAACCAUGCUUUUCAGUGCUACUUUUCCACUUGAGAUACAGAGACUUGCAUCUGAUUUUCUUUCAGACUACAUUUUUCUUACUGUGGGGAGAGUUGGUUCAAGCACUGACUUGAUUGCCCAAAGAGUGGAACUUGUUCAGGAUAUGGACAAAAGAAGCCGCCUUAUGGUUCUUCUUAGUGAUCAAAAGGCACUUGGAAGUCAUGGAAAGCGUGCUUUAACACUGGUUUUUGUGGAGACAAAGAGAGGAGCUGAUGCCUUAGAACACUGGUUGUCUAUGAAUGGUUUUCCAGCAAUAGCGAUACAUGGUGACAAAGUGCAAAUGGAGCGAGAACGAGCUCUAAAAUCCUUUAAGAGUGGAGCAACACCAAUUUUAGUUGCAACUGACGUUGCUUCGCGAGGCCUGGACAUCCCUCAUGUCUCCCAUGUCAUCAAUUUUGAUCUGCCAAAAGAUAUAGAUGAUUAUGUGCACAGAAUAGGCCGAACAGGACGAGCUGGUAAGUCUGGAGUGGCAACUGCAUUCUUCAGCGACAAAAACAUGUCACUUGCAAAGGGACUUGUUGAACUAAUGAAGGAGGCACAGCAGGAGGUUCCUUCUUGGCUCAACCAGUAUGCUGAUAAUUCAUCUUAUGGGGUUAGUGGUGGUGGACGCACUAAACGAUAUGGUGGCAGCAAGUUUGGUGGCUAUGACUUUCGAAGCGAUGCUCAAUCAUCUACUGAUAAUUAUUACAAUUCAAGUGCUCAUGGGGAUGCUGAUCCUGUUGGGGAUGCUUGUGCUUCUUCUGGUCCAUAUGGUGAAGUCUCAGCCAGUACUGAUUAUUAUGGCGGCCAAUCCAUCGAUGCCGGAUAUGCUUUUCCUGCUGGUUCUGAUUCUUAUGUUGCAUCCCAAGGAUAUGAAUACGGACACGAAGCUAUUGUUGCCAGCGGUUGGGAUUAGUAAUGAAUCUUCUUCUCUUGGCUAUAUCUACCUCUAUAUAUAUUAGUGAGUAUAAAAGUAAUUAGAUAUAUGAUAAAUGAAGGAAGAAAAGAAGUUGAUGAUUGCUGAAGACUAACCAAAGCUUGAACAUAGAGCUGACAAAAAUAUAAUUAUCAAAAUAUGUGGGUGAUGACACAUUAUUGGUGAUUUUGAUGGUAGUAGAUAUACUUUUGUUUUGAA